Cololabis saira (Pacific saury) is the source of this 9085-nucleotide messenger RNA. RefSeq names its product sorbin and SH3 domain-containing protein 1. Gene Ontology annotation, molecular function: protein binding. Lineage: Eukaryota; Metazoa; Chordata; Actinopteri; Beloniformes; Belonidae. The transcript is spliced from 28 exons. Gene Ontology annotation, biological process: cell-substrate adhesion. The record is from RefSeq and is a predicted model, not a curated record. Bases 358 to 4746 code for a protein of 1462 amino acids. Gene Ontology annotation, cellular component: nucleus; cell-substrate junction; cytoplasm.
UCCUGUGUGUGCAUUUCCAGCCAGAGGAGGAUUUUAUAUGGUGGUCUGCGCAGUGUUGAGUGGGUGCCACAUUCUCAGGUGGCAUGUGGUGACAGGUCCAUCUGGACGCGCCUGCUGUCAAAAACAAACAGACCCCUUUGAUAUCAAGGGUCAAGGUCAGCGGUGGGACCGUCCCUCCCAGCUCAACCCUCAAAGCUCAGCCAGACGGCUGACGGGGCUUCAGAUGGACCUGACGUACGUGGACUAAGGACUAUCCGUGCAUUUCAUCAAGGCUCUCCAGCAGAGGGCAGCAGAAAACCAAGAGCAACUCCAGGUCCUCGGGCGGUCAGCGCCGUGAGGAUCACGCCUCUGAAAACCAUGAAAGGCUCUCCGGAGCUCAUUCCCAACGCAGAUCUGGACCCGAGCAGAGUGUGCAAAGGGAAAGGAGUUGUGACUCUAAGGGCCACGCUUGUCCACAUAGAUGAUGAGGGCUGCAUCAGCGAGGAGCCGAACGCCAUCACAGCUCCAAGUGGCUGGACAGAGCAGAUUAAUGGAGACGGCUCAAAAGCGGGACUUGCUGAGGGAGGCAGUAACAACACAGCUCAUCUCCCUCCUGAGAGAAACCCUCGCUGCCAGGCCAGUUUACCCAAAAGCAUAAAAGAGAAUCAAGUGCCGUCCUCCGCUGACAUUCAGAUCUGUAUCUCGCCGACUCCCAGCUGUGUUUAUCCGUGCACUAGCGCGGUCAACCCCACCAUCGUCCUGCUGCAGCACAACCGAGAGCAGCAAAAGCAUCUUUCUCAUUUCGAAGACCCAACCCCGGAGCGGGACAAAAGCCCAGAUCCUGGGAGACACUCUGCCAGUCCAGUCUGUGAUAUGGACGGGAAGAGGCUGCGGCUGUCGCUGCACUCCCCCGUCCACAGUCCUCUCAACAGGCCUAUUGUUCCUGAGCGGAACACUGAGAAGUCCAAAGACUGGUAUAAGAGUAUGUUCAAACAGAUACACAGAAUACCUGAGCCUAUUGAGGAAAACCCGUACCGUCCCACCUACAUUUUCCCCGAGAACUAUGACAGUCACAUAAAACCAAAAGACGACUGUCCCACUCCCUUCACGCACCUGGAUGAUGGAAAGGCAGUCCCACGCUCAAAAAGUGACAAUGAGGUUGAUUCAAGAGGAAGAUCGAUGCCGGUGCCAACGCGGUCUUCUUCCCUCAAACCUUCUGCCAAAAGGAACGAGUGGGAGCCCCCGGAUAAAAAGGUAGACACCAGGAAGUACCGCGCCGAGCCCAAGAGCAUCUUUGAGUACGAGCCGGGGAAAUCAUCGGUGCUGAAGCUGGAGAGAACGACUCAGGAUGUAAGUCCAGAAGAUGUAGAUUUAGAGAAUGAGCCUUGGUAUAAAUUCUUUUCAGAGAUGGAGUUUGACAAAGCGAGUACCCCCUCCUUCAGCCCCCUGGAAACAGCCUCCGACCGGCAGCAGUACUCCCCCAGCAAGUCUGGACACAGCGAGGUGGAGAAGGACAGGGGAUCAUCACCGAGCGAGCCUACGGCUCCAGAAUGCGACCGACAUGUUUACAAGAGUGUCUUAGAGGGCGGUGACAUUCCCUUACAGGGUCUGCGGGCUCUAAACAAGCGCCACAGCAGCUCCUCCUCCUCUAAAGUGGAUUAUAAAGGUGGGAAUGGCUAUAUAAUUUCACCCUGCACCUCUGUAAAUAGUCGAUCGGUUCUUGCCAGUAAUGCAAUAGGUGACCAGUUUAAGAGUAAGAAGCCUCUAUCUGCUGCCAAAGUCUGCAUACCUCAAAUCCUGCCCUCUAAGUUCAAGCCGAAGCUGCUGCCCCCCGGUGGCGGCGGCCGGGAGAGCGGCGCUAAAGCUGUCAGACACCAGAAGGCCCACAGCUGCGAGGAUCUCUACACGGGGCCGUGUGACACGGGCCGCGCCGCCGAGGCAGAGAGGAGGGAGAGCGGGCAGGACCCGGACGCUAAAUCCAGCUGUGGCAAUGAGGACGGCCUCUGGAAUGACACCCCUGCAAUUAGGAGGAGCAUAUCUGAGUUUUCCAGCCUGUACCGGACGAUGCAUCACAUCCAGCGGCCCAGCUCGGCCGGCUGCAGCCCCCGCGGCAGCGUCCGCAGCCUGGCCUCUCUGUUUGAGAAGGCCGAGGCGGCGAGGGAGAGGUCGGAGGCAGGGGACGGGGACGGCGUUCCAAAGGACAACGUGUCGUCAAGGGUCAGCGAGUUUGAGAUGAUCAUUCAGCGGUCCAGCUCGGCUCCCGUCCGCUCUUGUUCCCUUCCCACCCUGCACUGCGGCCACAGCCCCGGCCACAGUCCUGCCCACCUCCGCAUGGCGUCCGCGGCCUCGGCCGAGUCCCUCGCCACAAAGACAGAGGAGAGCACCCCGGUGCAGGGUGACGGCUCCAAGGCCAUGACACCGGAGAGUGUGAGCGUAGAGGAGACUGCUUCUUCCUCCUCCUCCUCCGAGGAUGGACUAAAUGCAAGGACUGAAUCCCCCUGCAACACAGAGGCAGAAGUGGAGGAGAUCUUUAGUAAAAUCUCCCCAGAAAUCAUCCACCCACAUGUCAAUGAAUCAAAGAGUCCCUCAGCGCAGUUUACAGCCUCCCCUCCGCUACACAACCACCUCUUCCACCACAACCACCACCACCACCACCUCCUGCACCACCUCAACCAGCAGCUCCUCCUCAAACCAAGCAAGUGCAAAGGUUCCUGCCCGGCGUCCUACACCCGCUUCACCACCAUCCUCAGGCACGAGAGGCAGCAGGCCACGUCCCAGCAGGAGAGGCCUCCUCCGUCUGCGGAGAAGAAGACGACGCUGCCCGGGAACCUCUUCCUCAUGGGCCCCGCUCCGUUCAGGCUACGGAAGAACCCGCACCAGAGUCGGAGGACGCUGCUGGCCACGAAGGCGCCCCCCUGCAGCCGCUCCCCGGAGCCCAGACCCUCGAUCCCUCAGCGCCUCUCCUCCCUGGAGGUCCUUGAGAGGUUAAGUAACGGGGACACUGACCAGCUGAGUAACGGACAGGGCUUGGACGCCAACGGGAACCUACUGGCAUCUCACCGCAGAGACUCCUCCCCAGCUCACGGGGAAAACCAGGAUGAAGUUCUGAGGAGGCGCCAUGGUGACAAAGAGAAAAUCUUGGAGGAGCAGCGGCGGCUGAAGCGGGAACAGGAAGAGGCCGACACGGCGUCGCGACGACACACGAGCAUUGUCCCGACGCACCACCAGUUCAUCACCAACGAGCGCUUCGGGGACCUGCUUAACAUCACAGAUAACGCCGAGAAAAGGAAAUCAGGCAUCGAGAGAACCCCCGCCAUGGCCCGCUUUGACUUCAGAGCAGAAACUCUAAAGGAACUGCCGUUUCAAAAGGGAGACAUUGUGUACAUCAUUCGGCAAGUAGAUCAGAACUGGUAUGAAGGUGAACAUCAUGGAAGAGUCGGCAUCUUCCCCCAGAGCUACGUGGAGCUCCUGCCCCCGACGGAGAAGGCGCAGCCGAAGAAAAGUGCGCCGGUGCAGGUGCUGGAGUACGGAGAGGCCUUGGCGCGCUUCAACUUCACCGGCGACACGGUGGUGGAAAUGUCCUUCAGGAAGGGAGAGAGGAUCACUCUGAUCCGCAGAGUCGACGAGAACUGGUAUGAGGGCAAGAUCGCCGGCACCAACCGGCAAGGCAUCUUCCCCGUCACCUACGUGGAAGUGCACAAACGGCCGCGCGUGAAGAACAGCGUGGACUACCCCGACCCCCCCAUCAGCCAGUCGCCGCAGCGCAGCACCAACGCGUCUCCGCAGCUGAAUCGUAACCGUUUGACCACCUCCCCCCUGCCGCUCCCCCGCUCCCCCCGCCGCUCCGUGUCUCCUGAAGUCCACGCCAUCUCCUCCGAGUGGAUCUCCCUGACGGUGGGAGCCGGGAGUCCUCCGGCCGCCCCCACCCCUCCCCUGCCGCCGCUGCCCACCGUGUCCUACCGCUGCGGGGAGUACCUGCCCCCGCCCUACUCCGCCAGCCCCGUGCCGCCCAUCACGGGCAGCCCCUACUGCAUCUCCCCCAUGGCCUCGCCGUCCGCCUCCCCGCUUCCCCCGCCGUACCCGCCCCGGCCCAACUCAACCACUCCCUUCCUCACCUUCACCCCGCCCCAGAGGGAGGACUUCCUGCUCUCGCCUCCUUCCCCGCACCUGUCGCGCUGCGCCAGCCCGGCCAGCGGCGCCGUGCUGGAGGGCUGGUUGAGGGGGGAGAAGGAGCUGACGGAGGGGGAGGUCUCGGAGGGGGACGGGGGCCGGGCCGCCCUGGGACACAGGCGGAGUUUUCCUGCAGAGUUUGUGAAGAACGAGGCGGACCAUCAUGGGCGGAGCUCCAGGAGCCCCGUGAUGCUUUACGACAUCCAGGACAACAACAAUGUGAACUCAUUUGCGGAGGCCGUGUGUAAUGAGAUCUUGAAUAUAGCUGAGACCUCGGUGAGGUACUGCAGCACCCUGUCCCACCACCACAAUCACUCUGUCCAUAGACUGCACCCCCACCCCAGUAAAAAAUGUCUCAUCAUUUCCCAGCAACCCCAGUCCCACAGCAGCAGUCCGGAGCCGAACCGUCUCAGCUGUGGAAUUUUCCAAGCCUUGUAUAGUUAUGUGCCACAAAAUGACGACGAGCUGGAGCUGCAGGAAGGAGAUCUCGUCAGCGUCAUGGAGAAAUGUGAUGACGGCUGGUUUGUCGGUACGUCGAAGAGGACAAAGCAGUUUGGGACUUUCCCUGGGAAUUACGUAAAGGAAGUGAACCUGUAAAGAUAUCUAAUCUGUCCGUAACACAUGGUUGCCUGUCGAGCUUGGGAAGUUACAACCGCGCAUGGCUCUUGGUUAGAGUAGCUGUUUUAGCCAGGCCAAUAUAUCUUGUCUGGGAAAGUGAUCAGAUGGGCCUGGGGUAUGUCAAACUGCACGAGGCGAAGACGGGGGGACGAGCAACGCUGGCCAAAACCUCAGCACGGUGUACACCAACGCUCGCAUAUUACUCACUUCUUGGCAGAAUUCGUCCGUCACCACAUGUGGAAUAAGUCUGUGAAAAAAAGGUCCCGCAAAUUAGCUCGUGUUGCACAGAUGGUAGUUUCCGAUUUGUCCGUGUCAUUUUUACAGUAUGUUUGAGUAGCAACGCCGUUUAGAGGCGGGCAGGAGAGCCAGGAGGGUCAAAGAUGGGUCUCAUUACCUGAAGUGGACUUUUGAAAGAGUGGGAUGUAUUUUUUUGUGUGAUGUGAGGUUGGAGCUGUUUGUCAUGAGCUACCUUUCAGGCAACGUAUGACGAAACCCAUUGAAAUUCAUUAAAAAAAGAUCACUCCCUUUUUGAUUUCGCUUCUAAAAGAACGUUUGGUGUUUGGAUCAGCUGAUCAUACAGAUGUUUGAGGCAAUAACUCGUUCUUUGAGCCUGUCGCAGCCUCUUCCUCUUACGCAAGAGGCCUCUCAAACAAACGGCUCUCAUGUCCUUUUACAUUUUUCUGGAUCAUCGUGAACUCAGUGUUGUCUGAUUUUGAAAACAAUUGCAACUUGCACAACUCGGUGCGGUUCAAAUGCUUGAGAUACCGCGUCAGUAUUGCCUUCGUUUUUUUCCAUUUAAGGGUUUUUCUACAGUUAUUAACACACUUGUGUGUGCAACAUGUCGACUUCUCUUUUUCUGAGUUACUGUAGCAAACACAAAUGCAGCACACAGAUGUUACUUGUCUCAUAAAAGCGAAGCAACGUUGUUCACAUGUGCAUCAGCGGUUCUCACUUUGUGCUUGAUCAUCAUACUUGUUUUAUUCGAUCAGCUGAUCGCUGAUGCGUUUAAGGUAGCUGCUGGUAGACGCCCAACUUCAGCGUGACCGCAGCACAGGCGUGGUAGCACUUAACUUCCUUUUUGUUCAAAACGCCUAUUAAAUUCACUAUAAUCAAUAACUAUUUACUUCAAAUGAAAGCCAACCUGAAUAUAUUACUAAUGAUAAUUUUACAAGCUUACUAUUUAAACCGUUGCCCCCGCUGAUCGGAGUGUACAUAUACGUGUAAAUGCCUUCAGAAACGUAAGAGGCCGUCCACGUGUGGCCACAUAUUUUCAUAUUUAACGCCUACAAGUAUAAGAUCAGCAGAAAUACAGCAUGCACAGUGAAAACAGUAAGAGACCAAUCAGAUUAGAGCAUGACACACACAAACGCUUCACGGCGGAGCUCCUUAGACUUCUAUCAAAGCAUCAGCGACGUCUUCCUGAGAGUACAGGGCUCCCGCAUCCGACGCUGCGAUAGUCGCCGUCUGUCCGGGUGGAUCCUGUUGCACAGUGACACACGGAUGAUAACUAUUGUUUUCCUUCGCCUUGUUUUUUCCCCCUCAUAAAUUCCUCACAGACAUCAGUCUCUGCUCUCGUUGGUCUCGGGCAGAGCUGUCUCAUAGUACUUGCAGAUUAUUCUCAGUGCCUGUUAUGACCUGUUUAGAGCAGCACGCGUAUACUUGGCUUGUGGAGCGUUUGCUAAAGGAGUACACUUUAUUGCAGGGGUGUCAAAUAUGCGGCCCGCGGGCUCGAGAGAGAGAUUUUCAUGCGGCCCGCGAGAAGUUUCCAACGCAAAAAAACAAAAUGUUAAUUUACUAAAAAGGAAGGCAUAAAUAAUUGCCAUGAAUCGCAGCAUAUCCUAUAAUAUAUUUCUUCUACAAAUCCAUCGUUAUUCCACAAAUAGAGCAGUUUUCAACAUUUUUUUAGUUUUCUAGAAUGCAUUUGGCGAUUUUAUUUCUUUGUAGACGGUCGUUUAUUUUUAUUAACUGACUACUGUUAUAUAUUUUCGCAGGAAAAAUAUCACUGCUAAAAAAGAUGAUAGAAGAUAUUUAUUCGGAGAAUUUCAGUUUUGAAUACGAGGAUAGUGACAAAGUAAAACAGUUAAAAGAGAAGUGCUGACUUUUUCGGCACACUGGCGUAAAUAUCUGCGCCAAUUUUUUUUAAAUAAAUACACUUAAUUGUACUGGAAAAAUCUCUAAAUCACAAAGAAACACUCUCGGAUGUAAUAAGAAAGAUUUUGCUUUUAAUUAAAUUUCCUAUAAAAAAGCGAAAUAUAAAAAAAACAUACUUGUUUCUGUUUAUCUUUGUAAAAUGAUAAUAAAAGUAUCUUACAUAAUUUGAAAAAAAACGAGAAAUUUCAAGAAAAGAUCCUGAAGAAAUAAUUAGAGUGUAAACAAAGUGCAUAUUUCCUUUAAAAUUAGCUAAACUGAUAUUGGAUUAGAUGACAAUAGUAAAAAAAAUGAAUUUGAAAAAAAAAAAUUUGCACCGUUUUUGUUAUUUUGAGCGUGCGGCCCACGAGAAAAAAAUUCGUCAAAUCCGGCCCGACAAGCAAAAUGAGUUUGACACCCCUGCUUUAUUGAGUUUUAAUAUAUAUCACGGUGGCCAACGCAAUGAGCUUUAAAAGACUCAUGGGAAAGAUUCCCCUCAUCAUGUCUCUGUUGAUACAAGUCUAAUUAGAAGAUGGAAGACAGAAAGUACAGCUUCUUAUGAUCGCUUGAUUGCACAAAAACAUCAUGUGAAGAACAGCUAUAAGACUCUCACUAGAUCCAGAACCACAUUUGACCUUCUUUUGAUUUUUGAACCUGAAAGUAUUAGCCACAGUUGUGCCGUGACGAUAAACACAGACCAGACUCGGAUGUUUUUUUGAAGCUGUCUAGUCAUAUACGCACUUAAAGGAGCAUGAGGCAGGAUUUAUGAAAAAAAUUCGUAUACGUUUUCUAGUAAUAAUGUCAGACGAAGCGUUCCAAACCAAAAAGUAUGAGCCCUCUAGUGUAUCUCUCCGUUGCCUUGAACAGGCUGUGUGCUGCAAAAUGUGCUGCAAUUCGGUCCCGAAUUUCCGCGCUGUCCUGCGGAUGUGACGUCACCUGACGCUGCAUGCACGUUCUCCCCGUUCUCCCGUGCCGGCUUCACUGUUGGCUGCAGUACCCCCAACGGCCGUCGUGGUGAAGGGUGGCGCUAGAGAGUCUCAUUUCUUAAAAGGAGCCUCAUGCUCCUUUAACAAGUCCUGGCCUACGCGCUUUGACCAAAAUUCAGUACAAUCGGGGUUUUAUCCUUACGUCCAGUUGCUGUUUAAUCAGGCUUUCCCUCUUGUUCAGAUACACUCACUAUUCUGCCAACAUCAGCAAAAUAGUUUUGUUUUUUCCCCCCCAGCAAGACAAAACAUGUAAUGUUUCACAUCACACUGUAGGUUUGCCUGUGCAGCACUGAUAUAAUGUUCACUUGUUUUGUUUCACCACAGAAGCCUCCACACAGAUAAACGUGUUUGUUUCUCUGUGACUCCAUCCCCUCAUGGACGCGUCGCCUGAUUGGUCAGGAGUCCGUUCACCACUAGCCUUGUUUAAUUUAUUUUGGGUUUUUCUUCCACGAUGGAACAAAAAGAGAAGUGUUUUUGCUCCGUCUCUUUUUAUCACUAACUCGUUUCCACAAUAGUUUUGUUUCUGUGAUUUUUUUUUUUGUUUUUUGUGCUCCGUAACACAUCAGGGGAUGUAUGAAUGUAUGAACACAAGAAUGUGGUGCAGGUCGUGUACGCACAUUUGUAAAAUCAUUUUCUGAACUUCAUCUUGGAUGAGCGGGCAGAGUGUCGAGCAGUACGGCACGAGAAGGAUUGUAAAUAUGUAAAAUAGAAAUGGUUUAUUAGCCUGAAGGAUUCGUGGCAAAGCACAGAGUGGAGCGUUACUCUGCACAGAAGGUUGGACGCAUAUGAACAUUACGCUGCCAUUUGUGACGAUCAUAAUGCCUUAUGUUAGAUUCAAAAUUGUGCCUCAUUGUCAUUUAAAAUUUUUGUUUUUUUGUUUUGUUUGUUUGAACUGUCACUGAAAUGUAUUCAUUAUUUAAUGUAACCAUGGUUUUUCCGUUAGUCCUUAGUCUCCGUGUUGGGGUAACAUUAACUAAGAACUUGUCUGUUACUGUACAAGUACCUAAGAGUGUGACACAGUGCUUCAACAUAACGAUUAAUAAACAUAAGAACGGACUAGUUUGAUGAGACGCACAACCUGCAACAGGUUUGGUUUGUUUGCUUCAAUUUGCAGUGCUGUUACAUUGACAAUAUUACAAAAAAAAGUACUAUACACUGCUGUGACAUCAAUAUUAUGCAAUAUUUAAUAAACAAUUUCAACCAUA